Chilo suppressalis (striped riceborer) is the source of this 3393-nucleotide messenger RNA. The record is from the annotation of a GenBank genome assembly. Lineage: Eukaryota; Metazoa; Arthropoda; Insecta; Lepidoptera; Crambidae.
AUGAGUCCAGUGUUACUGGUGAACUUGUUUAUUUUUACAACGGCUCUGGACGGCGAAAAGACCAUGGAGUCCCCUAGAAAAUUUAACGAUUGUUAUUUUUAUUACUAUUCCACGUGUACCAAGGGAGAUAAUUGUGUUUUUCGCCAUGAACCCUCUGCUUUAGGAUGUGAGACAAUGUGCACAGCAUGGCAACAAGGCAAAUGCCUAGAUAAACGCUGUAAAUUGCGCCACAUGGAACUUAGGAAAAACCGUAAACAAAUCCCAUGUUACUGGGAGAAUCAACCGGGUGGUUGCCGCAAAAAGCAUUGCCCUUUUAUGCACAAGAAUCCAGAGGCACGUACAGAUGGUAUUGCGCCUAGCCAACCUGCUCCACCAACACCAGCCGCCCCCGCGGGCGGAGUAGCGGGUGGAGUUCCCGGGGUACCAGUAGGAGUGGCAGACAGCGUGGCAGAGGGGGUGGCAGUGCCGCCAAUGGCACAAGCGGUGCCACCCGCGCCCGCCCCCGUGCCGCUCCUGUGGCAGCAGCAGCGGCAGGCUCAUUGUCCAGUAGUGACCGUGGACUCGGCCAUACUGGGCGUCCUACCGGCCGCAGGCGGCGACAUACUAGGCGCGCGCCGCGUUCUACCCGCCCACGCUCAUGCGCACGCGCACGCGCACGACGUUGCCCCGCCAAAUCCGUACGCGCCCUUACCCGUGGACCCGCUAGUCGUCAACUUCGAGGAAGAGUCGGACAAUGAAAGCGCUCCCUCGUCGACGCCGACUAAAAGCGUGUCGUCGGACGACGCUCAGCGCAUCGCUCGCACCAAGUCGCAGGAGCUGCUGUUGCUAGAGAAGAUACAGGCGGAGGCGGCCGCCUACUAUAGCUACGACGCCCUUCCGCCCGAACCACACAGAGACCGCAAAAUCGUCAGAACCAACCUCUCCACCAAAUACGAUAGGGUAUCCCUAGACGAGCUGGCAGGUAAAAAACCACAGCAACCCGCCCCUGAACGCCGGAACUCGCUAGACUUCAAAGUUCUCUCCCUAGAUGAAAUAAGAGCUAGAAAGAAGACCGAAAGCAUCGUACACUCGACCCCCAUCACGCUCAAUUUACGGAAAAGAAAGCUCUCCACGCAGGAGACUAUAACCACAUCGGGAAAUAAGAUCAUCAAAGUGGUUAGGAGUAAUUCCAUAGUUUAUAAGAAGUUGGAUCGCAACUCCCCGGCGGCAGUCACUCAGGCCAAGGUAGAUCAGAAACAGACUGAAGUUUCAGUCAGUAGGAAACGAACAAUAUCAGAACUAAGUGAUUUAUACGAGAUACACGACGACGAGUUGGUCGACGAUUGCUACGAAUUUAAAAGAAUUAAAAUAGCACAGCACAUAUCCAAACCUAAAUUAAUAAGGAACACGAGUACAAGUUCGAGUAAAGACAACACACAAACUACUGACGAUGUGAGCGUUAGUAUUAAUAGUAAGACGGACAAUGAUUCCGAUACAGAAGUACAAAUAGUUAGUGAAAUUAGUGAUAGUAACGUUGAUAUAAGUGCGGUAUCGGAAACUGAAAUAAUAGACGUGGACUCUGCCAAUAUGGGCGAACCUGUUGCUAUAGUCGACUUGAGUGACGAUCUUGAUGAUGGUGAUGACGUUACGAUAUCAGACGCUGAUUUAGGUUUAGUGAAAAAUGUGCCGGACGUUGUUGCAAGUUGUCACAAUAUUGCGAACAAAUUCGACACAUCCGAUAAAGAUUUACUAAGUAACAUUGACGCACUUUUAGAUGAUGACGACUUAUGAUUGAAUGUACGAUCUGUGCAAGUUGUUUUUGCGUCGUCUGUAUCCUUAUCUUUAAGGAUUUCUUUGUAAUGAAGGCGAGAGGUAGCUAGAUGCGGCCUUUUUAUAAUUGUUCUGAAAUUGCCCCAUUUCUUUAAAAGUAUCUAUGUUAAAUGAGUUGUGAUGUGAGGCUCAACGGCCGGACAUUGUGCUUUUUCAUCAAUUUAGUUUGUGUUUUUAUUGCGGUGUUUUGUACAACUAUGGAUACGUCUUAUAUAUCCUUUGGAUUGGAAAUUGGAAUGUAAUAAGUAGUAUGAUUUCGUCCUUGAAAAAGUACAGUUAGCCGUACAAAAUACCUCGAUGACACCAUAAACUAGAUAAAGUAAUUAAGUUUGCCACUUCACCUCAUAGGCUUUAGAUAAAGUGUUCAUUAGAAUCGUAAAAAUGCUAUCUAAGGAUGCAUAAGUUUUGUGUUGAGUUUUGGUGAAUAUUAUUGUAGCUAAUGAAUAGCUAUAAAAGUAGAUAUUUUUAUUAAUAACUCUCAUCGAAUUACACUAUUUCAAGAACUAGUAGAACGAAAUGAAGCAUUUAUUUUUUUGUAUUAGUGGCGUUCUACCGAUUGGUAAUUCUGCCAAUGUCAAAUGAUAUUGCAAUUCACUUUUUCCAGUGUUAAAAAGAGGCAAAGUUUCAGGGCCUACGUUUUCCGAUGAAAACAUGAUCAGGGGGCCAUUCGCCUAACGGAAAUGCUUUGGAAAACACUAACGCUUUCGUUUUUAUUUUGUUAUUUCUGACCGCCGAAGGUUUUCGAAUACCUAACGUUAUUAAUUUGUUAUUACCAAUGCAAAAGAAAAAAAAGAGCGCGAAGCAUUUGAAAACCUCAGGCGGCUAGAAAUAACAAAAUGAAAUCGUAAGCAUUAGCGUUCUCCAAAGAAUUUCCGUUAGGCGAACGGCCCCCUGGCCCUGAAGACUAUAGGUAUACCUAUGUCGUUAGGUAACUGCUGUACCUACUUGUCGGUUUCAAAGUACGAUUUCAAUAAACAACUAGUUCUUGUGAUAGGUAAUAUUUAGCAGGGCCGGAUUUAGAGGUGUGGGGUCCCCUAAAUCUGGCCCGGACCACUUUCGGGUACCGUUGCAAGUUUUGUUGUGCCAAAACAAAACUGUAAAAUUCAAUGGUUAUAUCGUUGUGUCAAUACCUUAUAAGUAAUGCGAGUGCAAUAUUUUGUUAAAACUCGUUCUUAGCAACGACAACGUAAAAUGUGGAUUUUCUCUUUGGAUCUUUCAAAACGAGGUGGUCAAAUGAUAAAAUUAUCAAUAAAAAACAGCGACGUUUGAUCGGCUGGUGAAAUUGAAUUCGUUUGUUUUUUCCCCUUACUUUUUUUCUUCACAUGUUUUUAAACAUGAUAAUAUUUUCUCAAUCUUAAAAUAUACCUUUACCAUCGUAAUCGUGGCGGCGCUAGACUACCUAUGGACGUCGGCGACAUCAAGUUCGCGAGGCCUUUUUUACUUCGCAGUAAAAAACCGUUAAAUUAAGAGCGCCAAAUUAUAAAAUAACGUAUGAGUAAACGAGUUUUAUUGUUGAUAAUCAAUAGAUGACAAAAAAUAAUUACAAACGUAGAAAUUUAAUUACAAAAAUAGUGUUGCCAGGCA